CUCUUCAAAACCACAUUCUGUUGUUGAAAUAUACGGCAGCCAUAUUGAAAAUGGAAGAUUUUGCUUGUAGCGAUGUGUUUAAUUAGAAAUUUAUAAAUUUUCUGUUGUUUCUUAAAAAGUUAAAAAAAGUAAUGUCUUCUCCUGAAUUGGAUCAUAGGAGUCGUAGAAGCUCUUCAAUUAAAGGAGAUAGAUCAUAUCGUAAAUCUUAUGACGCAUACUCUACAAACUCAAGAGGUGAUUAUGGUCGUGAUUUUUCUGAAAAAUGUCAAGUUAGGGCAACAGGUUUUCCAGCCGAAGUUUCUGAUAACGAAAUAAAAGAUGUUGUUAUACAUGAAAUGGAAAAAUUUGGUGAUGUUUUAAAUAUUCAGUUGCAAGGCCAUGAUCAUAAUAGACAAGCGCAUGUUCUAUUUAGGGAUGACGAUGCAGCAAGAGAAUUACGUCGUUAUUGUUUAGAACGUCAUUGUAAAGUUAUUGCUUUUCAAAGAGCUUUACAUUUUGAUUUUGAUCUUAAUACUAGAAAAACUAGCUCUUAUCGAAGUUCUUAUUCACAAAGUAAUACCUAUAAACCGGCAUAUAGAAAUAAUGAUAAAUACGAUAGAAACGAUUUUAAUGAUAGAAGCUAUACAAACAGUCGAGAUCGAUAUAAUAAUGAUAACCAUAUUAAUCCUAGAGCAACAAGAACGUUAUUUGUUGGAAAUUUAGAUCAAGGUAUUACAAAAGAUGAGUUAAUGAGAAUAUUUGAGCAUUGGGGGGCUAUUGAUGAUAUUGAUGUUAAAAGACCUCCAAAUGGUAUUCCUGCAUAUGCAUUUAUUAAAUACUUAGAGUUGGAAGCUGCUGCUUCUGCCAAAAAUCAAAUGUUUGGUAAAGAAAUCAAUGGAAGACUAAUUAAAGUAGGUUAUGGAAAAACACAGCCAUCCACUCGCUUAUGGAUUGGUGGUCUUGGUCAUUGGUGUUCAUCAGAUUUAUUAAACAGGGAGUUUGAUCGAUUUGGAGCUUUAAGAAAAAUUGAGUAUGUUAAAGGAAGUAGACAUGCAUUUGUUGAAUUUGAAAGCAUUGAUGCUGCCUCUGCUGCUCAUACUGAAAUGAGAGGUUUCCCAUUAGGGGGUCCUGAUCGUAAAAUUAAAAUUGACUAUGCAGAACCAGAUUCUAAUUGCCAUAGCAGUGAUGAUCAUGAUCGCACAUUUGAUUCACAUGACAGUUAUAGAAAUCGCUCAGAUAAAUAUUACUCUGAACAAAACAAUGGAAGAAAAUAUGAAAGACAUAGACGAACCAGUGAGAAUGACGGUAGAAGAAGAACUCGUAGUCGUAGUCCUAUCGAAAAUGACAGACACAAUUAUAAAGAACGUAGUAAAAAAAGUUCACCUGCACUUUUGCCUGUGCAUAACAAUAAAAGUACUGAUUCUAAAUCAAGUAAUGGUCAUAAUUACACUAAAGUUGAAGAAAUAAAUAUAGAAAAUUUAUCAGAUGUUUCAAAACGUUUUGCUGUCGUGUGGAGAGGUGCUUUUGCUUUAAAAAAUAGUGCUUUUCCUGUUAAAAUGCAUUUAAUUGGCGGAAAUCCUGAAUUAGCAAACUAUUAUUUAAGAGGUAUUGGUGCUGGUGCUGGUCCUGCAUUUAAAGUUUUAAAUGUAACACAAAGACUACGAUUAGACCAAUCAAAAUUAGAUGAAGUUGCUCGUAGAGUACAACAUGCUGGUUCUAGCGGUCAUUGUAUUUUACUAGCCUUAGCCAAUGGAGAUGAUGUUGAACUGGAAGAUUCUUACCAAAGAAGACCUUUGAAAAGUUUGGUGACUUAUUUCCGUAAAAAAGAAGCUGCUGGUGUGAUUAUUUUGAGUACUGAAGGUCCUUCAGGAAAACAAGAAGAGACGGGUAUGUUACAUGCUUUUCCUCCUUGUGCUUUCUCACACCAAUAUUUAUUACGAACAGCUCCUAAUAUUGGACCUACUCCAUCUAAAGAGGACCAUUUGAUAGUAAUUAUUGUCAAAGGAAAUAGUUAGUAUAUUUUAGUACGUUUAUACAAAACUUUUUAACAUCAUUUAAAUUACUCAAAGAACUAUGCUUGUUACGCCAAAUCAAUUUACUUUGAUUUUACUAGCAUGUCUAGUAAGCAGUUUAGGUGCAAUUUUGCUUACCUUUUUUCUGUGGUUUUUGCUUGCUUUUAAACUUUUGACUGUAUUUUUCAAUAUUGAAAAGACAUUAAAGUAAUUAUUUUAUUGUUUCUCAACUAGAAUGAAAUAAAAGUGUUUUUUAUUUUACUUUUUUACUUUUUAACUUUCAAAUAAUCUUUUUUUAUUAUUAAAAAAAGAAAGUAUAAUGUAAAAUGUUGAGCAAAUUAAAUCUGGUGAAAUAUUUAUUGUAUUAAUAUUCUGAGUUUAUUUUUGGCUUAAGGCGAAAUAGAUUAUACUUGACCAUUGAUAUAUAUAUAUUAUUCUAAAUAUAUCAGAUUUUUGAUUGUUAUCAAUUUUGAUUUUUCUAUGAAUACAUAAUUUGUCCCUAAGGUUUAUUACUUUUAAAAUAUAAAUAUUCUUUUGUUGUUGUC
This is a messenger RNA of Hydra vulgaris (swiftwater hydra), 2536 nucleotides long. Its product is annotated as RNA-binding protein spenito. Gene Ontology annotation, molecular function: mRNA binding. The record is from RefSeq and is a predicted model, not a curated record. Gene Ontology annotation, biological process: regulation of alternative mRNA splicing, via spliceosome. Gene Ontology annotation, cellular component: nucleus. Lineage: Eukaryota; Metazoa; Cnidaria; Hydrozoa; Anthoathecata; Hydridae.